UCUUUAUCUCUUCUCUUACACCAAAUUAAGGCAUUUAUUUUGCAGGCAUAUAAUUAAAAGAAUGGAUGAUGUGGGUUCUCCUGGAAAUGGAUUUGACGAAAUAAGUGACUUAUUAAAAGAUGCUGCAUCUAAUCUGCCUCAAGAUCUGGGCCUGUUUCUACUCGAUAAAGAUGGGGGUUCAGAUUACGCGUUUGAUGAUUUUGGAAGUUUCAAUGAUGAGCAAGAACAACCUCAACUGCCAGCAGAAGUAGUUCUGCCUGAUUCUUCAGGCUAUGAAGAAUGUCCAGGAAAUCCGAAUGAUUAUUUCAAUUCUUCUUCUACAGCUGAUGCCAACAAUGGCGUCCUUCAUGAUACUACUGGUGCUGGCGAUUUCAAUUCUCCUUCUGGAACUGAUGCCGUCCAGCAUGAUACUGGAGCUGGUGUUGUUCACAAUGAGGAAAUGUUGGAGCUUACAUCCCCGGAAAAUCACCAAAAUGACGAUGGAACAGAGAGCUUAUACACCGGUUAUCUACGCGAAUCAGGUUCUCAGGUUGAUCUGGCUAGUAUUAACUAUGAGGGUGCUCCUAGUAAUGUGGAAUUUGGACUUCCACCGGGAGGGGAAGAAGGGGCAGAAAUGAGGGAUUCUCCACGAGAUGACGAUGCAAUGGAUGAAGAACUGAAUCAGCCUGAAGAUCAUCUUAAUGAAGUAGACAAUGCUGUCCCAGCGCCUGAGAAUGAGAUAGGAGAACUUCACUCUGAUGGUGGAGGAGACAUUAGUGGUUUGAGGGAUUGGGGCAAAGAGCUGGAUUACUCGCUGGCUAUGGAUCAACAGGGGACGUCUUUUUGUCCAAUCCAGGUUCCUCUGCAUCCCAUCAUUUCUGCUUCUGAUGAUGAUGCCGGUGGUGUUAAUCUAGUAGUACCGGAUCAACCGUUUCAGGCCGGUGUACAAGAGAACUCCGAGUCCUCACCGGGAUCAGUGGGAAGGUCUCAGGAGGAUACCCUGGAUGAUCCUGCAAAAAAUGUGGUUACUCCAGAGAUAGUUAGCCCAAGGGUGAAAACUUUGGUGUCUAAGUCACCAAUCAGGCAGAGGAUUAAUGUAAAUGAUAGUCAUCCUGAGCCAAGAUCUCUCCACCGUUCCAGGAAUCGGGAGAAAAGGCCGUCUGAGAGGGAUGAUGAUUGUUUUUUCCAAUCUCCUGGAAGUUCAACAAGGCAUGUCUCCAGGGAAAUACAUUCCAGCUCCCAAAGGAGGCAUAAUCACAAGCCUGAUGAAUUGGCUUCAUCAGGUGGUUUGCGAGAUCACUCUACUUCAGGUAGACGUUCUCCAGCCGCCUCAGGAAGAGCUCGAGCUUCGCGACGUCGCGAUCAUCACAUGGACGGGGAAAGGUCAAGAAGGUUGGAGUCAGCAUCCCCUGUGAGGAGAAGGAAUCCCCGUUCUGGAAGGAAGAGAGAACGUGAUCAUUCCCGAUCAAGGUCACCAUAUCCCGGAGACCGUCAUCACAGGAGGAGGUAUGUCUCAAGACGCAGGUCACCUGAAAGGAGGGGGUAUUCUUCCCGACAUAGGUCUUGGGAAAGGAGACGCUCACCACCACCAGCUUCUUCUUCUAGGGCAGGAAGAGGGACAUGCCUGUUUGUUGCCGGAAUUCCAUUCUCAACUACUGAAAGAGAACUCGGGUGGAAGUUUUGUCGAUAUGGUUCCGUAGUGACGGUUCGAAUUAUUCGGGAAAGAAGGUCGGGGAAGUCGAAAGGAUACGGGUUCGUGACAUUGAGAAAGGAUGAGGAAGCAGAUGCAGCAAUCAGAGCUCUUCACGACACACAAUGGGAUAACCGGCCACUCCUGGUGGCAAAAUCAUACAGGAGGACUUGAAACCCUUUUCUAGACCUUCUAUAUACCUAAUUUAGUCCUGCUGUCUAGCUUGUAACUGUGUUAUUACUUCUAGAACUGUGUUUAAUUACUUGGCUAGCAGCUGGAGUGUAGACUAUAAAUUUAUGAAUGCAGCAACAUUCAUAAGCCUAAUGCC
This is a messenger RNA of Oldenlandia corymbosa var. corymbosa, 1997 nucleotides long. The record is from the annotation of a GenBank genome assembly. NCBI's taxonomy places the organism in Eukaryota, Viridiplantae, Streptophyta, Magnoliopsida, Gentianales, Rubiaceae.